AAAUUGAAAAAAAUUUUCUUCAUCAUAAUCAAUAAAAUAAUGGACAAUACUAAUAAUAAUAAUAAUAAUAAUGGUGCCCGAUAUUUGGGCAUGUUCGAUAAUGUGGCCAAUAAAUCAACAAUAUUCUAUCCAUUCAUGCGAAAUGCUCAAUGUCAAUCAUCAUCAUCAUCACCAUCAUCAUCAUUACCAUCAACAUCGAUUGUACCGGCCAGACAAUUCACUAUGGCUAGUUCUGCCGAGAGUGAAGUAGAAUUUGGUUCAAUGAAAUAUUAUGCGUUGUGUGGUUUUGGUGGUAUUCUUAGCUGUGGUAUCACACAUACAGCUGUAACACCAUUGGAUUUGGUCAAAUGUCGUAUUCAAACGAAUCCCGAAAAAUUCAAAAACAUUGGACAUGGUUUCAAGGUGACCUAUGCUGAAGAUGGAAUGCGUGGCUUAGUACGUGGUUGGGCACCAACCUGUAUCGGUUAUUCGUUACAAGGUUUAGGAAAAUUUGGUUUUUAUGAAUUAUUCAAAAUCCUUUAUGGUAAUGCAUUGGGUGAAGAAUUGUCUUACUCGUAUCGUACAUCAUUGUAUUUGGCUGCUUCUGCAUCAGCCGAAUUUUUCGCUGAUAUUGCUUUAUGUCCAUUAGAGGCAUGUAAAGUCCGUACACAGACAAUGGCUGGAGCAUCACCAUUACUUCGUGAUAUUGCUCCAUUGAUCAUGCGAACCGAAGGUAUUUCAGGUUUUUACAAAGGCCUUGUACCAUUGUGGAUGCGACAGAUUCCAUACACGAUGAUGAAAUUCGCUUGCUUUGAACGUACUGUUGAAUUAUUAUAUAAACACGUCGUUCCAAAACCACGUGCCGAAUGUAACAAAGUUGAACAAUUGACCGUCACAUUUGCUGCCGGUUAUAUUGCUGGUGUUUUCUGUGCUGUUGUUUCCCAUCCAGCCGAUACUGUUGUAUCGAAAUUGAAUCAAGAUCGUGGUAGUUCUGCUGGUGAUGUAUUGAAAAAACUUGGUUUCAUGGGUGUAUGGAAAGGAUUGACGCCUCGUAUUAUCAUGAUUGGUACAUUGACUGCAUUACAAUGGUUCAUCUAUGAUGCUGUCAAAGUAUGGCUUCGAUUGCCACGACCACCACCACCAGAAAUGCCCGAAAGUUUGAAAAAGAAAUUGGCUGCUAAACAACAAUGAUCAAGCAUUAGAUUGGCAUAUACAUUUAUAUAGGAAAUCUAUUUGAAAGAAAAGCCACCGCAAU
Dermatophagoides farinae (American house dust mite) is the source of this 1234-nucleotide messenger RNA. The record is from RefSeq and is a predicted model, not a curated record. NCBI's taxonomy places the organism in Eukaryota, Metazoa, Arthropoda, Arachnida, Sarcoptiformes, Pyroglyphidae.